GCCCGGGCUGGAGGCGGAUUCCUCUCUCCGGGUUUUCAAAGCGCCUUUCCGAAACCUCCUCCCCGCCCGCCCAGAGAGGGAGUGAGAUCCCGGGCGCAGUCGCUCCCCGGGGCGGCCGAGGGGCGCGCGGGGAGAGGCCUGCGCCGGGGUACUUUCAAACUGAGGCGCGCGCACACACUCACACCGAGACACGCGCGCACACACACACACACACACACACUCAGACAGACACACGCGCACGCACACACACACACACACACACACAUACACGCCCAUUUAUAUAGGCGGUGGCGGCGGCAGCGGCCGGGGCGGCGGCAGCGAGGCAGGAAUGAUGGAGCUGAGCCAGCCGACCGGGGUUGGAAGCAAGUGAGGAGAGCCCAGGCGCACCCCCCGGAUUUCCGUGCCCGGCUCUUGUCAUCCUACCCAGGGAACGGUGCGCCCGGAGGAGGACCAGGUGGACUGAUUUACUAGAGGGGCGGGGAAGAGGAGGAGACCAGGUGAACGGAGGAGCCCCCGCGUACCCGGACCGCCCGGUCGCGCCUUUGCCCGACUCCCGCUCCCUCUCCGCCCAGGUGGGCGCGCCCGGUUACCCGCUCGCCAGGGGCUCUUUGAGGAGACCAGAAAGUCGCGGCCCGGCUUCGCGGGAUGCCUUUCGCCAAGAGGAUCGUGGAGCCGCAAUGGCUGUGCCGGCAGCGGCGCCCGGCGCCCGGCCCGGCGGAGGACGCGAACGGAGGCAGCGCCGAGCCGCCGCCGCCCCUGCAGCCGCCCGGCCGACGGGACGAGGCCGUGGCGCCCGGGCCGGAGGAUCCUCCCCGUGUGCCCCCCGCGCCACCCGGGCCGCCGCCGCCCGCCCCGACCGACCAGGCGCAGCCGCCGCACGGAGAGGCGCCAGCAGCCGGCGAGGAGAGCGCGGCGGGGGUCGCGGAGGCGGCGGCCGCGGCCGCGGCGGGCGAGGCGUCCUCGGCGGCGGCCGCGGCCGUACUGCUCAUGCUGGACCUGUGCGCGGUCAGCAACGCCGCGCUGGCCCGCGUCCUCCGGCAGCUCUCGGACGUGGCCCGGCACGCGUGCAGCCUCUUCCAGGAGCUUGAGAGCGACAUCCAGCUGACCCACCGCCGCGUCUGGGCGCUGCAGGGCAAGCUCGGUGGCGUGCAGCGCGUCCUCGGCACGCUGGACCCCAAGCAGGAGGCAGUCCCCGUCUCCAACCUGGACAUUGAGAGUAAGCUGAGCGUAUACUACCGCGCCCCGUGGCACCAGCAGAGAAACAUCUUCCUCCCGGCCACGAGGCCGCCCUGCGUGGAGGAGCUGCACCGCCGUGCCCGGCAGAGCCCGCAAGCCCUGCGCAGAGAACACCGCAGCCGGAGUGAUCGCCGGGAGCAGAGAGCCACUGUCCCCCUUUCUGUAGUGGCUCCUCCACUGCCAGCCUACCCCCCAGCUCACAGCCAGAGGAGGCGCGAAGUAAAGGACCGGCACUUCUUAACGUUUAACAGCACCCGUUCGCCCUCCCCCACUGAGUGUUGCCACAUGACCCCAUGGAGUAGAAAGUCCCAUCCCCCAGAAGAUGAAGACACAGAUGUCACGUUAGGGCAGAGGCCAAAAAACCCGGUACACAAUAUCCCCUCGACACUGGACAAGCAGACCAACUGGAGCAAAGCACUGCCUCUCCCAACACCAGAGGAGAAAAUGAAACAAGAUGCCCAAGUGAUCUCUUCUUGCAUUAUUCCCAUCAAUGUCACUGGAGUUGGUUUUGACAGAGAGGCUAGUAUACGCUGCUCUCUUGUUCAUUCACAAUCCGUACUACAGCGGAGACGAAAACUGAGGAGGAGGAAAACCAUCUCGGGUAUCCCCAGAAGAGUCCAACAAGAAAUAGAUUCUGAUGAAUCCCCUGUGGCCAGGGAGAGGAAUGUGAUCGUGCACACACAUCCAGACCCUUCCAGCACUGUCAACAGGAGGUCUGGAACCAGGGACUCGGAGUGCCAAACCGAAGAUAUUCUGAUUGCUGCUCCAUCCAGAAGGAGAAUCAGAGCUCAAAGGGGUCAGAGCAUCGCAGCUUCCCUUUCUCAUUCUGCCGGCAACAUCUCCGCGUUGGCAGACAAAGGCGACGCCAUGUUUACUACAGCAGUGAGCAGCCGCACAAGAUCUCGGAGCCUUCCCCGGGAGGGCAACAGAGGUGGGGAUGCUGAGCCCAAAGGUGGUGCUAAACCCUCAGCAUAUGAAGAGGGGGAGUCUUUCGUGAGUGACCGAGAAAGAAACACUAAUGAUUGCAGUGACGCCCCCAGCAGCCCGAGUGCACAGGAACGCCAGCCUGCUCUGGGCCUGGCUUGCUCUCAACAUCUUCACAGCCCCCAGCACAAGUUAAAUGAGAGAGGGAGGUCGCGUCUAUCCCGAAUGGCUGCCGAUUCUGGCAGCUGUGACAUCUCCUCCAACUCGGACACCUUUGGGAGCCCCAUCCACUGCAUCUCCACGGCUGGCGUCCUCCUCAGCAGCCACAUGGACCAGAAGGACGAGCACCAGUCAUCCAGCGGCAACUGGAGUGGGAGCAGCUCCACAUGCCCCUCACAGACCUCAGAGACGAUUCCUCCUGCAGCUUCUCCUCCCCUCACUGGCUCUUCACACUGUGACUCGGAGUUGUCCCUAAACACGGCCCCUCAUGCUAAUGAGGAUGCCACUGUCUUCGUGACCGAGCAGUACAACGACCACCUGGAUAAAGUGAGAGGCCACCGGGCAAACUCCUUUACCUCCACGGUGGCCGACCUGCUGGAUGACCCCAACAACAGCAACACAAGUGACAGUGAGUGGAACUACCUGCAUCACCAUCACGAUGCCUCCUGCCGCCAGGAUUUUAGUCCUGAACGCCCCAAGGCAGACAGCCUGGGCUGCCCGAGCUUCACAAGCAUGGCCACCUACGACAGCUUUCUGGAAAAGUCUCCAUCAGACAAAGCAGACACUAGCUCUCACUUUUCAGUGGACACAGAAGGAUACUACACUUCCAUGCACUUUGACUGUGGCCUCAAAGGUAACAAGAGUUAUGUCUGUCACUAUGCAGCCCCGGGCCCAGAGAAUGGCCAGGGCAUGGAGGUUCCUCCUACUCUCCCGGACUGUGCCUGGCAGGACUACUUAGACCACAGGAGGCAGGGAAGACCAAGCAUCUCUUUCAGGAAACCAAAGGCAAAGCCGACCCCACCUAAACGGAGCUCAUCACUGAGGAAGUCCGAUGGAAAUGCAGACGUUUCUGAGAAGAAAGAACCAAAGAUGAACACUGGCCAGCUCCUGCCUCACAGUUCCAGGGAAAUGAAGCUGCCUCUUGAUUUCUCCAACACGCCUUCUCGAAUGGAAAAUGCCAACCUUCCCGCCAAGCAGGAAUCUUCUUGGAUGAAUCAGAGUGAACAUGGUAUUAAGGAACCUCAGUUAGACACUUCAGAUAUUCCACCAUUCAAAGAUGAAGGUGCUGACUCAACUCAUUAUGCAGAUCUCUGGCUUCUAAAUGACUUGAAAACAAACGAUCCUUACAGAUCUUUAUCUAAUUCAAGCACUGCUACGGGUACCACAGUUAUCGAAUGCAUCAAAUCUCCAGAGAGCUCUGAGUCCCAAACAUCCCAGUCAGAAUCAAGAGCCACCACCCCAUCCCUUCCUUCUGUUGACAACGAGUUUAAACUGGCUUCACCAGAAAAGCUGGCCGGCUUGGCAUCCCCAUCAAGUGGCUACUCGAGCCAGUCUGAAACACCAACCUCCUCUUUCCCUACAGCUUUCUUUUCCGGUCCACUGUCUCCUGGAGGUAGCAAAAGAAAACCGAAAGUCCCAGAAAGGAAAUCCUCACUACAGCAACCCUCUUUAAAAGAUGGAGCUCUGUCACUGAGUAAAGACCUUGAACUUCCAAUUAUACCUCCCACCCAUCUUGACCUAAGUGCUCUUCAUAGUGUCUUGAAUAAACCAUUCCACCACCGUCACCCACUGCAUGUGUUUAGUCAUAAUAAGCAGAACCCAGUAGGAGAAACACUCAAGUCCAAUCCUCCACCAUCCCUUGCAAUUACACCGACAGUUCUGAAAUCUGUGAACCUUAGGUCCAUCAGUAAGUCUGAAGAAGCUAAACAAAAAGAAGGCAACAAUACAGAUCUCCCCUACUUAGAGGACAAUGCUCUCGCAAUGGCUGCCCUGUCGCCAGGCAAGAUGAAGCCACAUAUGGCUAAGAAAUCAGUAUCACGUCAGUACUCCACUGAAGACACCAUACUGUCCUUUUUAGACUCCUCUGCACUUGAGAUGGGACCAGAUAAACUACAGCUAGAGAAAAAACGUACUUUUGAUGUAAAGAAUCAUUGUGACCCAGAAACAGUUACCUCAGCUGGUAGCAAUCUUCUAGAGUCAAGUGUCACAAGAGACCCAAUACCUAUGGAGAGUGAGCCCAUUCCAGAAAACACACCAAGUAAAACUUGUGACUUUCCCACAGAAGGAUUUCAGAGGGUCUCUGUCGCCCGCCUAAGUGAUGUGGAUGGUAAAACACUCCAAUAUGGAGCUGGUGCAGAUGAAGCCCCGGCACAGGCGCAGAAGGCAUCCUCUGCAGGUGGAGAGGAAGCUGCUCGCCUGGAGUCUGCAGAUGUGCUCACUUCUCAGUCGGACGCACCAACCAGACCCACAGACAUAAACAAUCAACUUAAGCAGCAACUGGGGACGAGCCGCCACCAUGACCAAGUGCCUGGGAAUAUCAGCUACGAAGCAGAGGUAUCAACUGCAAAUCCAUGCCCUGAAAAACGUUCCGAGCAGGAAAAUAUCGCUUCAGGUAUUUCAGCCAAAAGUGCCUCUGAUAACAGCGGAGCAGAGGAGACCCAAGGAAGUAUGGAGGAGGUUUCACUGAAAGAAUCGUCACCGAGUGAUGACUCUAUGAUUUCGCCACUCAGUGAAGACUCUCAGGCUGAAGCAGAAGGUGUGUUCGUGUCUCCAAACAAACCUCGUACAACUGAGGAUUUAUUUGCAGUCAUUCACAGGUCCAAGAGGAAAGUCCUUGGAAGAAAAGAUUCUGGGGAUAUGUCUGCUCGAAGCAAAUCGAGAGCUGCUCUUGGCAGCGGCAGCGCCGGAGCCGGUUCUGUCACUUCGCCCAACAGCAGCGUGACCACGCCAAACAGCCAGAGGUCUCCCGGCCUCAUCUACCGAAACGCCAAAAAGUCCAACACAUCGAACGAAGAGUUUAAGCUGCUGCUGCUCAAGAAAGGAAGCCGCUCGGAUUCCAGUUACCGCAUGUCUGCUACUGAGAUCCUGAAGAGCCCCAUCCUGCCCAAACCCCCGGGGGAGCUCCCGGCGGAGUCCCCGCAGAGCGCCCAUGAGGCCCAUCAGGGGGCCCCUGGAGCCGAGGUGUUGUCCCCGCUGUCUCCAUGCUCCCCAAGAGUGAACACAGAAGGCUUCUCCUCCAAGAACUUUGCCACCUCAGCAUCCGCAAGGGUCGGGCGCUCCCGAGCGCCCCCCGCGGCCAGCAGCAGCCGCUACAGCGUCCGCUGCAGGCUCUACAACGCGCCCAUGCAGGCCAUCUCCGAGGGGGAGACAGAAAAUUCUGACGGGAGUCCCCACGACGACCGGUCCUCCCAGAGCUCCACCUAGGUGGCCCGGGCCAGGCUGGCUAGCAGAGGCCAGAGCCCUUGGUCCUAAGAGGACGCAGGACCGGUGCGGAGGACUGGGGGGCGGGAGGGGGGGUGGGUGUCGGCGCACCACGGGGCACCAUCGGGCACCAUUGCUGCUUCCCAACGAAUUCCUAAACAUUCGCUGGGGAAAUGGAAGCUGGUUUGGUCUUUCUUGAUUAUUUUCCAUGUUUUUAAGUAGCUGCACCGUCUUUCAUAUUUUUCUUUAGUAUAGUUUGAUUUACCCAAUCUCAUUCCUUUUAUAAUACAGAAUUUGAAGAUGUCUGCUUUUCAUGAAACCUAGAAAAAGUUUUCCCAGAGCUGCCUAUUCAAAAAACAAAGCCCUCACUGUCAUAAUUCUUAAGAAGAUGAAAUUACUCUGGAGGUUUGGUAUUUUUUUACAUUAAAAUGAACUACAGCAAAAUUUAGAAGAAAGAACUACACACAUGUAAAUACCAUAUUUUUGAUAAAAAUGUGUAAAUAGAUUUAUCAAUGACGAGUGGACAUGUGGCCAAUUAUCUACUACACACCAACUGUUUAAAAAACAC
Panthera uncia (snow leopard) is the source of this 6148-nucleotide messenger RNA. RefSeq names its product NHS actin remodeling regulator (gene NHS). Lineage: Eukaryota; Metazoa; Chordata; Mammalia; Carnivora; Felidae. Bases 646 to 5583 code for a protein of 1645 amino acids. The record is from RefSeq and is a predicted model, not a curated record. The transcript is spliced from 9 exons. Gene Ontology annotation, biological process: cell differentiation; lens development in camera-type eye.